Molecule: messenger RNA, 771 nt
Organism: Nicotiana tabacum (common tobacco)
Lineage: Eukaryota; Viridiplantae; Streptophyta; Magnoliopsida; Solanales; Solanaceae
Source: RefSeq, a predicted model, not a curated record
CUAGAUUUGUCUCUCGCUUAGAGCACUAAAAAACUCUAGUUCUCAACUUGCAGAUAAUGGAUUAUGCAUCUCUGCCACAUUUUUGUAAAAGAGAAGGCUCGGGUUCAUCUAAGCAUUCUAGAAAUGGUACAAAUGAUAAUUGUUUCUCGUUGGAUCAUGCCUUUCAUCAGCAGCUCUAUGAUUAUAUUAAGCAACAAGCUGAAGCAUUGGAGGCUGUUGCACCAAGCAAAGAAGGGUCUGUCCAUGUGACCUUACCUGAGCCAGAUCCAGACGAUGCGAAGAUUGCUGAAACAAUAGAAUCUGAAUUUCAGAGGAUCAGGAAGAAAAACGGAAUUUGUCAAUCAUUUCAUGAAAUUAAGAUCAAUGGUGAUUGAAGCAGAAUGGAAAUGAAUUUGCAUAUUGGCUGAUUCACAGUAGUAUUGGUUAUUGCUUAUUCUGAAUCCGGCUUUUACAUGAGGAGAGGAUUUAAGUAAGCAUUGUAAUACUAAUGGCUUGCAUCAUCUCGAUGCAGGAUUUAGAUAGAACCUAAGUUGUAACAUGGCAUUACUACCUUGGAGUGGACUAUAUGGAUGGUCAAAAAUGCUUAAAGAAUUCCACGAAGGAAUUUUACGCGCAUUUUGCUUAAUUGAUCUGCUUUUUUCUGCUGCUUUCGAGAUUCCUGAAUCUUCUCAAGAUAGAAUAAACUUUCUUCUUGUUGAAGGACUGUAAAGGAAGGGGAGAAAAAGCAGAAACUAUGAUAAAAUAAAAAUGGCCAGAGGAACUUUUCCUGUC